CGGAAGGGACCCUCUUCCGGCAGCGGCCAGGAGGCUCUGCGUCCAAGCCUGGCCCCAGAGCCAUGCCGAGUGCCUCUAACCAUCCGUCCUUGCCGGGUGGUGCAGGCACUGCUCUGACGAUGCCCAGCCCUGCCCGACAUGGACAGCGUCGGACGGAGGCCACACAGGGGUUGCGACCCCGUCGUCCGACCUGGGCUGGCGAUUCGUUCGAUCUCGAGUGCCGUCAUGACAGACCCGGGGGUGUCAACCGCAACACUGUACUUGCAGCAGGUGGUCCACCACGGCCAAGCACCCUCGUUUCUGUUUCUCGGCAUGGGCCCUGGUGCCUGCCCGGGACCAGCUGCUGUCGACCGCUUCCUCUAAUAUCUCCUCGUUCGUUUCCUCUCUUUUCGGUUUGUUUUCUCCCCUCCCCUUCCCUUCUCCAGACUACUGACCGCAGUUUCCAUCCGUUCUUUGUUCGUUGUUCGGUCUUCUUUUUCUUCCAUUCUUUGGUUCGUCUUCGACACUGCCUGCUGGCCAGCAACUUUUGGUACUGUUGAUCAGUCAAUCUUUAUUCCGCUUCUCUUCCUCCGGCUCGACUUUUUUUUGUGUGUCUUUUCACGACUUUUAACGGCCUACUCCACCGAGCUCUGCGAGCCGACAAUAUCGCCAACAAGC
Messenger RNA from Microdochium trichocladiopsis, 657 nucleotides. RefSeq lists its product as uncharacterized. Lineage: Eukaryota; Fungi; Ascomycota; Sordariomycetes; Xylariales; Microdochiaceae. The record is from RefSeq and is a predicted model, not a curated record. The transcript has a single exon. The coding region runs from base 63 to 539 and encodes 158 amino acids.